CGUACAUGAUUCAUUGAAUGAAUUAAAUUUCCUGAAUGUGCCUCAGAUACAAUCAUGAAAUGAUAGGUCCGUAAUGUCUUCCACAUCUUUCAAAGAAUGUGUGGUCAUUACAUGAUUUGUUAACUGAGCCUCUCAGGUAUCUUAAUUCAUUCAACUUCAGACGCGAGAGUCAUCAUUUAACGAAACUUGCCAUAGAGAUUUCCACGCUUGGCCAAGUGCGGAGGGCGACCCGAUAGGCUGGCCUGCUCUCGACACAAAAAGUAAAUAUAUACAAAGAAGGACGUUAAUAGUACACAGUCGAAAUGUGUUCGAGGAAGGAACAACACGCCGAUAUCUUGAUGUAACAAAGAGAAUGAUUUAAAUUUAUCAUACUGUAUCAGUGUAGCACUGCGAUGUUUUUGAUUUGAUUCUGAUUGAAGGAAUGUAAAGGCUCUCUCAAAUCCCCUACAGUUCGGAGUGAGAUGAUUGAUAAAGACUGACCGCUCUCCCGUUGCUGCAGGUAGCCGCUGGUGGUUCGCUUUGAUGUCACGGACUUUGAGUUGAGCGAUUUAUCCUCACUUGCAGGUCUUACCGUUCAUAUGUACCGUACCCACCUGAAGCUCCUCAUCCUCUGCGUGGGCGCCUUCCCUCUCCUGCUAACCGUCUAUAAUAUUGGAAAAUGUGAUCUCAUCAAGGAAGAGGACCGAAUUUACAGAGAAGAGGUUUCAUCACAUGUCGUCGGCGAGUUUGAUGCUUCUGUGGGCUUUCAACCCAGGAUAGCCCAGUCCUAUAACCACGUGAAAAGGACUCACCCACUCAAAUAUGAGGAACUGGAGUGCAUUAUCAAUGGGGACUACUCCAUAACAGGCAGAAAAGAGGGGAAUGAAGUUUACAUGCCAUUUUCAUUCAUUCAGAAAUAUUUUGAGGUGUAUGGCUCUCUUGAGACAUCGGAUGGAUAUGAGAGGUUUUCAUUUCACCACAGUUACCAGGAUGAUUUUCCCACUGACCCCCAGCCAAAAUACUCCCCCAGCGGAGUCUUCAUGUCGUUCGAUCUGUACAGUGUGGAAGACCGAAAUAGGGUUAAAUGUGUCAGUGGCAUCGAAGGUGUUCCAAUAUCGACACAAUGGGAGCGCAAAGGUCACUACUACCCUAUACAGAUAGCACAGUAUGGUUUAAGUCAUUACAGCAAGCACCUGUCACAGCCACGACCCAAAAGCAAAGUUCUGGAGGACGGAGAGCAAACCGACCUCUCAAACUGGCUGCUUCCGGAUCGAAAAUCGGAGAUUCGCAGUCGUAUGGAUGACAGAACGUCACUGGACAAUGGCGUAGUGGAGUUUAAAACAGCAACAAAUGUGAAAAACCCAGGAAUUUCAAUAUCCGCAAAGGAAAGAAGGAUGACAACAAUGUCCUUGGAUGUUAUGUUUAUCAAUAAUGGAAGUGUAACCGUUUUGAUUCAGACAGGAGAUGGAAAUUUAUUUCGUAUUCAUUACGUGCUAAGUGACAAUAUAAUCAAAUUAGAUGGCAAAGACCUUUAUUAUGGCAUUGGAUCAAACAUGAAAGGAGAAUGGAUUCACUUAACGAGACAAGUGAUGGUAGACUUCCAAAAAGGAUUAACAUUACAGUAUUCAAAAAAUCGAAGUAUCAAAAUAAAAAAUGCAGCCCAAAUUGCAGCUAUUUGUGUUCGUGGGCACGGGGUAAUGGACAAUGUUAUUCUUUCUACUCAUGCACACAAAAAUUUGUUUUUUGAUGCUGCGAAUUAUUUUGUACGGCAUCAAGAUCCCAGAGGCGGCUGGCCAGUGAAAGUGACUCGUAAACUGAUUCCAGAGGUCAUGGAGCUGGAACCUGGGUGGUAUUCUGCCAUGGGACAAGGUCAGGCCAUUUCUCUCCUUGUUCGUGCGUACGUGGCCUCCAAAGACUCGACUUACUUGGAGGCAGCGGGGAGAGCUUUGGAUAUUUUUGACAUUCCAAGUUCAGAAGGUGGAGUGCUAGCAAAGUUUCUGAACAAAUAUGACUGGUAUGAGGAGUAUCCUACAACGCCCAGUAGUUUUGUGCUCAAUGGAUUUAUAUAUUCUUUAAUAGGUCUGUAUGACCUGAAAGAAAUAGCAAUAGGUAGGAUUAGAGAAAAAGCAGCAAAGUUAUACGAAAAAGGAAUGAUGACGUUGAAAACGAUGCUUCCCAUGUUUGAUUCUGGCAUUGGGACGUUUUAUGAUCUUCGACAUAUCACCGCGGGGCUGGCCCCUAAUCGUGCUAGGUGGGAUUAUCACAAGGUUCAUAUUAAACAGCUUUAUCUACUCGUUGAAUUAGAUGAUGACAAACUGUUCAAAAACACUCUUCAACGAUGGAAAGGGUACAUGAAAGGAAAGAUCGCGCCUCAUAAUUAACAAUGAAGGUGUUAUCUGAAUCCCAUUGUUAGGUUGUAUCAGUUGCCCAAGCAGUGUACGAUGUGAUAUUGCAUUAAAUAAGUCUGUUAUAGUUCAUUUUUUACUUUUAGGAAUUGUUAUAAUUUGGGGGAUGAAAAGUGCCCAUUUUGCAUUUCAGUAGUUUGAACUAUUGAUUUGUGUAGGUUUAACUAAUUUAAGUUGCUACUACAUGUAUUUAAAAAAAAAUGAAGUGCACUCACGCGACACGCUUUUACGAGUUUUUAAAUUUAGUAUUUAUUUAGUAUUUUAAAGAUAUCCGGGUACGUUAAUAAAACAUCAAUUAGGAAGAUGAUACACUGCUAAUGCACAUUAAAAAAAUUUGGGAGUAUCAAAAAGUUCAUAUUCUCGCGAACCAGUCACUCAACAUAGUCUCGGUAUAAGACAUAUUUUGCACCGGUGAUUUCCGAAUGAAUUUAGCCAUGAGAAAAAAAAAUCAUAAAGGGAAUCGCAAUCCCUUUAUUUAUUUCAGAGGGAGGUGUCAUUGUAGACUAUUUAACAAGAGAAUUGAUAGCUUUACAAGAGGGAAAUUUACUUUCACUGUAAUUUUUCUUCAUGUUUUGUUCAAACACUUUCUUUGGGUAUACUCAUAAAAAAAUCAUGUUGCAGUUAAACUGCGGUAUAUUCUCAUGUUAUAUUUUUUUUUGCAUUUUCAAAUGAGACAUUUACUGUGUUGGACAUUAUUUUGAGAGAAAAGAUUUCAUAUUACUGCCACUGACGAAGAAAUUACAAUCAAUGUACAUGUGUACCCACUUGUUCCCAGGUGGAACCAGAACAGAUUUCAGUUCAUACUAAAAACCACCUGACUGUUUGGUGCUUUGUUUUGAUAUUUUACCAUUGUAACUCAACAUAGUGAAAUAGAUUUACAUUGUUGUUUGUGACAUUCCAUGCUUGUGUUUUGUUCAUUAAGGCUGUACUUUAGGAGCACAAAAUAUGUGCGUACAAAUAUAUGUAUUAUAUUUUCAUAUCGUUAGUGUUUACCGGUAUUAUGUUAGUUAAUGUGAGUUUGUGGAGAGAGAGAGAGAGAGAGAGAGAGAGAGAGAGAGAGUGUGUGUGUGUGUGUGUGUGUGUGUGUGUGUGUGUGUGUGUGUGUGUGUGUGUCUGUUGAACUUUAUCUGAAUUCUCCAACUUCUUUGAAACUGACAUGAAACGAACACAAUAAAACACUGAAAACUGAA
Ostrea edulis (European flat oyster) is the source of this 3574-nucleotide messenger RNA. Its product is annotated as D-glucuronyl C5-epimerase B-like. Gene Ontology annotation, cellular component: Golgi apparatus. Gene Ontology annotation, molecular function: heparosan-N-sulfate-glucuronate 5-epimerase activity. The record is from RefSeq and is a predicted model, not a curated record. The transcript is spliced from 7 exons. Lineage: Eukaryota; Metazoa; Mollusca; Bivalvia; Ostreida; Ostreidae. The coding region runs from base 579 to 2360 and encodes 593 amino acids. Gene Ontology annotation, biological process: heparan sulfate proteoglycan biosynthetic process.